GCAGAUUCUAUCGAUAUUGGCGCUAGCAGCAGAAAAAAAAAGUCCCACCACUGGGAAGCGAAGCUCUGAGACCGAUCGGAUCCUCAUUUACGCCUGCCAGCCUUGCCAACGAACCGCAUCAUUUACCGUGCAAUUUCCAAGUAUCUGUUUAAUUGCCGCGACAAAAAGUGCCCGCGAUCUCGUGGCUUUUUUUUAACUAACGAGGGGGGGAAAACGAGAUACAAUGUCUUCCGACGAGGCGUCCACAAUAGCCCAAGCUAAACCAGCCGGCCCUACCGCCGCCCCCAGUGCCCCCAGCCUGGGAAUGCGGAAAAAUGGCAAGAACUGGCACGCGCCUCGUAAGCCGUUCAGGCCGGGGUCUGGUUUGACUGCGUACGAGAAGCGGGCCAAGGAACGCGUUACCCUGGCUGCCAUCAAGGCCAAGGAGAAGGAGAUGAAGGACGAGAAGGAGGCCGAGAAACAGGCACGAAUCAAGACGAUCAAAGAUAGGCGAGCAGCGAAGGAAGAGAAGGAGCGAUACGAGAAGAUGGCCGAAAAGAUGCACAAGAAGCGCGUGGAGAGGUUAAAGAGGAGAGAGAAGCGCAACAAGGUGCUCAACUCGUGAAUAACGACGGGUCUUUCUUCAAGUUGUCCGGCGCCGCGCGGGCUCUGUUCGGCAGAACACCCGGCCUAUGCAACAGACUGCAGUCCCGGAACGCUCGGUCGGACACCGUUUACGUGCCUCAGCACAGAAAAAGUCUUUGGCACUGGUUUCCGGGCAAUCUCGAUCUGGAUGAGAAAUACAGGUUUGCGAUUGUGGCAGAGGAAGAAGGAUUUCAGGUUAACGGCACUACCGCUUCUUAGCCUUUGACAAGAAUGGCAUAGGCCUAUCAGACAUCACAGGGCGGAUUCAGGCUGCAUUUGUCCGCCAACAGGCCGAUACGGAGGACACGACGCCUGCCCAUAAAGUUGGGCUUACUAUAUUGCCUAUCCUGGGUCACAGUGGUUUCUGGGAAGAUACACUCGGUACGAAAACAGACCGCGAGUCAAUGGUUGUGGUUGUUGCAAAUAGCUAGACGGCGGGAGUAAGUGCAUAGGCGAACGGUACACCGCAAGUCUUGAUAGCGAAUUGCAAAAUGAAACCAGCGCAAUAAAACAUGAUUAUGAUCACAAGAAUUUAAAGUGAUCUCCAAUUAGAAAAUGAG
Messenger RNA from Pyricularia grisea, 1184 nucleotides. RefSeq lists its product as uncharacterized. NCBI's taxonomy places the organism in Eukaryota, Fungi, Ascomycota, Sordariomycetes, Magnaporthales, Pyriculariaceae. The coding region runs from base 224 to 604 and encodes 126 amino acids. The record is from RefSeq and is a predicted model, not a curated record. The transcript is spliced from 3 exons.